Ichthyophthirius multifiliis is the source of this 1361-nucleotide messenger RNA. RefSeq lists its product as hypothetical. NCBI's taxonomy places the organism in Eukaryota, Ciliophora, Oligohymenophorea, Hymenostomatida. Gene Ontology annotation, cellular component: post-mRNA release spliceosomal complex. The transcript has 3 exons. Gene Ontology annotation, biological process: mRNA splicing, via spliceosome. The annotation marks the transcript as partial. The record is from RefSeq and is a predicted model, not a curated record.
AAAUUAAAAAUAAAUGUUAGGACAUAAAAAGAUUAAAUCUGAAGAUAAACCAUUAAAAGAAGAAAAAUUAAAUUCAACAAUUAAGUGGAAAAAAGACAAUAAAAAUAAUAAAGAUAAUAAGAAUCAAUAAAUUAUUGAAGAAGCAUUUCAUUAAGAAUAAAAUUUAAUUUAAUUAUGUACUUAAUUAUGGGAUGAAUUUUCCAAUGGUUAGAAUAAAAAAAUAUCUAAAUUAAUUAACUAUUUUUUAUAUUUCUAAAGAAAAAAAAGGUUAAAAAUUAAAAGUUGGAUAAGUAUGCUAAAAACUAUUAAUUAAUUAAGAAAAAUUUUUUUAAGUAGAAUUUCGUCAAAAUCAUCGUAGUAUUGAAUUUCAAGAAGAAAGUGAGUAGGAAAAAGCAAUUAAAUUAUUCGAAAAUCCUCUAGAAUAUAGUCGUAAAGCAAUAUAAUUGGAAAAAAGAGAAAAUUAGCAUUUACAUAAUUAUGAUUAAGCUUAAGCAGAGUUUUUUUUAAAAUAUAAAAAUGUAUAUGAUACAGAUGAACUUAGAGAUUAAGAAUAUGAAGAUCAAUAAGUUACUUAUGAUAAUUAUGAAGGAAAAAAUUAAAGCAAAAAAUAAGUCAAAAUUUAAGAAAAGCAACAACAGAAGAAAUAAACAGUAUAAAGUUUUUUAUAAGGACAAAUGAAUAAAAGCAUAUAAAACUGUAAUUACUGUGUUUCUAAUAAUAAAUUAUUAUCCGAACAAAUAAUAUCUUUAGGUUAUUAAACAGCUUUUAUAUUUCCUAAUAAAUAAAGAUAUGAAAAUAUAUUUCAUGGAUAAAUAAUACCUUUUGAACAUUAUUCAAGUUUAACAGAAUUAGAUGAUGAUGUUUUAUAAGAAGUAAGAAAUUUUUAAAAAUGUCUUGUAAAUUGUUUCGAUAAAAAAGACAUGGAAGUGCUAUUUUUUGAAAAUGCAGCACAUAUUAAAAAAAAUCCGCAUUUAGUAUUAGAAUGUAUAGUUUUACCUAGAAAAUCUACGGGAGAAUUAUGUGCUUAUUUCAAGUAAGCAAUGGAAAACAUGGAAUCAGAAUGGAAUACACAUAAAAAAAUUUACGUAAUUAAAAAAGAAUAAGGAGGUAUUUAGAAAUAAAUUCCUAAAGGAUUCCCUUAUUUUUAUGUAGAUUUUAACCUUUCUUUCGGAUAUGCUCAUGUUGUGGAAAAAGUAAAAUAAUUUUCAAAUGAUUUUGCUCAUGAAAUUAUUUGUCAGAUUCUUAAUAUUGAAAAACUUAAAGUACUAAAUCCAUAAAAAUUAAAUAAAGAACAGUUAGAAAAUAAAAAAAAGGAAUUUAAAAAAAUAUGGAACGAAUAUGAUUGGACAAAAAUGUUAUGA